AAUUAAAACAAAAUAACCCCAUCAGAUCUCACAAAGCACGCAAAAAAUAAAAAAAAUAUCAAAUAAAAAUGGAAGGAGCAGUAAAUGGCGGUGCACAUAAGAAAAUAGCCAGUGGAAGGGUCAAGUGGAUCACAGAAAUGGAGAACCUACUCAUUGACCUGUGGCAAGAAAAUAUAGACGAUUUGCGGGGAGUCCGUAAGAACUCCCACGUUUAUAUGGAGAUGGCCCAGACCAUGAAGGAGGGGUGUGAUCUCGAUGUAGGAUGGACAGAAGUACGAACGAAGGUUGAAAACUUGACCAAAAAAUACAGGAUGGAAAAAAAUAAAGUGGGGCCAAGCGGAGGGGCUUAUGUUCAUUGCAGAUAUUAAGGAGUUUUUUUCGGACGUGAUCGAGGUGGACCUAGACGGAUCCUGCAGCUCCAGCGCACUCUCUGUGAGCAAUGGGCCCCCACAGAAGCGCACCAAGCUGGAUAGCGUAGUGGCUCUGCUCGUAGAGGUGAACAGAGAGCGCCUAGCUGCUCAGAAGGAUCACCAUAAAAAGCAGGAGGAUCACCACAAGAGGCAGGAGUAUCUCCUCGAGGAGCUGAUCCGAACCCAGACGACGUUUCAAACUGACUUCAUGCAAUUUUUAAGAGAAAACAAACAGCAGUAGUACGUUUUUAUAAUAAA
Molecule: messenger RNA, 668 nt
Organism: Drosophila obscura
Lineage: Eukaryota; Metazoa; Arthropoda; Insecta; Diptera; Drosophilidae
Exons: 3
Coding region: 69-368 (99 amino acids)
Biological process (GO): positive regulation of DNA-templated transcription
Cellular component (GO): nuclear body
Source: RefSeq, a predicted model, not a curated record